Molecule: messenger RNA, 4476 nt
Organism: Symphalangus syndactylus (siamang)
Lineage: Eukaryota; Metazoa; Chordata; Mammalia; Primates; Hylobatidae
Gene: CCDC68
Product: coiled-coil domain containing 68
Biological process (GO): intracellular signal transduction
Cellular component (GO): intracellular anatomical structure
Source: RefSeq, a predicted model, not a curated record
GGGGAGGAGCAGCACCAGGACCCCGCGUCGGCUGGGCGCCCCACAAGGGAAGCCAGUCUUAAUAUGAUGGAAACAUCUCUGAACUUCUAAAAGACCAAGGUUGGCGUUUUAGCUCUAUUCAUUUUACUUCCUCUUGGAAUUCGCAAUGACAACAGUGACAGUGACCACAGAGAUUCCCCCAAGGGAUAAGAUGCAAGAUAAUUCUGCCUUGUGUGAGUCUACGUCUGCUCACAUUAUUGAAGAAACCGAGUAUGUGAAAAAGAUUCGAACUACCCUGGAAAAGAUCAGGACCCAGAUGUUUAAAGGUGAAAUAAGACAUAACAGUACAAAUCACAAACUAGAUGCAAAGCACUGUGGAAACCUUCAACAGGGCUCUGAUUCUGAAAUGGAUCCUUCUUGUUGCAGUUUGGAUUUGCUUAUGAAAAAGAUAAAAGGAAAAGACCUACAGCUCUUAGAAAUGAACAAAGAGAAUGAAGUAUUGAAAAUCAAGCUGGAAGCCUCCAGAGAAGCAGGAGCAGCAGCUCUGAGAAACGUGGCCCAGAGAUUAUUUGAAAACUACCAAACACAAUCUGAAGAAGUGAGAAAGAAGCAUGAGGACAGUAAACAAUUACUCCAGGUUAACAAGCUUGAAAAAGAACAGAAAUUGAAACAACAUGUUGAAAAUCUGAAUCAAGUUGCUGAAAAACUUGAAGAAAAACACAGUCAAAUUACAGAAUUGGAGAACCUUGUACAGAGAAUGGAAAAGGAAAAGAGAACACUACUAGAAAGAAAACUGUCUUUGGAAAACAAGCUACUGCAACUCAAAUCCUGUGCUACAUAUGGAAAAAGUUGCCAGGAUCUUCAGAGGGAGAUUUCCAUUCUCCAGGAGCAGAUCUCUCAUCUGCGGUUUGUGAUUCACUCCCAACAUCAGAACCUGCGCCGUGUCAUCCAGGAGAUGGAAGGAUUAAAAAUUAAUUUAAAAGAACAAGACAAAAGAAUUGAAAAUCUCAGAGAAAAGGUUAACAUACUUGAAGCCCAGAAUAAAGAACUAAAAACCCAGGUAGCACUUUCAUCUGAAACUCCUAGGACAAAGGUAUCUAAGGCUGUCUCUACAAGUGAAUUGAAGACCGAAGGUGUUUCCCCUUAUUUUAUGUUGAUUAGGUUACGGAAAUGAACUGGCUGGGUAAAGAUCCGAUUUAGAAAGACUGCGUGAGUCUUAUUUAUUCUUUGAAACACAGCACAAAUUUCAUGUUAACAUGGCCCAAUGCCAUUAUUUAAAUGGAACUUACUACAUACCAAUGGCUUUGCAAGAAGACGACAUUUCAGGAAAUCAAACAAAUAUAUAUUUAACGGAUGGACUCUUCAAAACUUACCAAAUAGUUGAAGAAACCAGGUGCCUUCUCAUGAUGGAAGACAAAUUCUGCUUUAAAUUAAAAAAAAAAAAAUCUGAAUCUUGUUUUCAGAUUUUUUUUUCUACUGGGACUGUUUUAAGAUUGUCAAUUCUGACUUUUUUAUAGUGAUUUUUAAGAGUAUAAAUAGAAGGGAGAGUGUAUAUAUAUAUAUGAAGGAACAUACAUUUCCUGCAUAUAUAUGUAUGAAGGGCAUAUAUAUGUAUGAAUGAGCAUACAUAUUUGCAAGUUGACUUUUGGAUGAUAAGAAAGAUUUUACAGUGACAUAAGUUCAUCUCCUGAUCCAUUGUUUGUGGGAGAAUUAUACUCCACUGAAUUAUGGGCAGGAGAAAGAGCAGAUUCCUUUUAGCUAAUUCCCCAACCCAUACACCCCUCUGGAGUUGAGAAUCAUGGCUGCCUCACAACACAUCAGAGAAAGACUGUUCUUCAGUAGUUCUGGGAUUAAAAAUUGGUUUCUAGAGGUAACCUGUACACACAAACACACAGGGAUGCACAUGGUGUCCUCUGCCUUUGUGACUAAUUUUCUUUUUGAUAUUUAUUAAUAGUAUCUAAAUAAAAUAUUGGGGGGAUAGAAAAAUAAUGCUGUUAGCCCAUACUUCCAUGAAAAUGUAUUUAUUAUACGCUCAAAGGAAUAAUGACUGCUGUCUGCAGCCAGAAAGAAUCUGAAUUCAUGAGUUGGAAAGAUAUAUAUAUAGUGUUUUUGUGAAGGUUUGCUUAAAUUCUGAUACAUGCCUUCUUUGUAGGUGGAGUUUGUGAUUGCAGUGAAUAGGCCAAAUUCUGACUUGCAGAAAUGCAGACAUACAGUCAGGAAAGAACAAACUUCAAUUAAAUGUAUAAUGAGAGACCUAGGUCCCCCUAAAGGAUGAAUUUCCUUUAGGACUUUGAUCUUCCUCUCUAGUGUAUCACUUUAAAUAUUUGCUCAGGAAAGAUGCUGACGCUUUCAUUGUGGAAUGUGAAAUAUCAGUGUUGUCUAUAAAUAUUGGAAGGUAUAUAAAAAUGAGAUGAUGUAAUGUAUUUAUAAAUUUAUCCAAGUACUGUAAUCCUUGAAUUGUUGUGUAACUAUGUGUGAGUUUUAUGCUUCAUGGUAUCUUUGGAAACAUUUUUAUUGCUUACUUACUUUGAAGGUAUAUUUAUCUGUUAACAUUUAGGGCAUAGUUACUUUAUGCCAGGAACAAGUCUAAGCACUUUACUUGUAUUAAUUUCUUUUAUCUUCCCCAAAGCCCUCAGAAGCAGAUUAUUCCUGUUCUACAGAGAAAGAUACUGAGAGUGGUUGAGUAAUUUGCCCAGCUGCUAACUGUGAAGCAAAAAUUUGAACCUUUUGACUUGGCUAUUGAUAUUCAUUCUACUUGCUCACAUGGUGGUCUAAGGAAUUUCCCAGCUAUAGAAAUCUCUCUCUUUUUGCCACUUUAAUCAACACAUAGCUUCCUGGAUGACUGCCUGUGUUAUUUUGUGGAUGACAGAAACAACAAAUACUGAUAAAAUCAAUAUUUUGCUGAAAUGAGUUGAUCUUUCCCCAGUUGGACUACCAUUGUGAGAACUCAGUUCAGACAAACUUCCCUGCUAAAAAUCUGUUUAUCAUACAUUUAUUAUUUAUGACUUUAUGUCACAUUGAAGAAUUUCUUCAUGAUACAUUUUCAGGCACACUUGUAGGAAAAUUAGGAUCACGAAUCCUGCUUUAAGUAUUUGCAGUGUAGUAAGAGAAUCCGUCUUUUACUAGGAGACCAGAUUCCUUUUAUACCUCAUUCAUCAUGCUGGAUUGUAAUAAAUUUCAGAUUUUGGAAUGGGCUUAUUUAACUGACCUAACAAUCUUGAUGAUUUCCAUUAGAAUAACUUGUUCUAAGGUCACAAGUGGAAAGACACUGUUGGUUUUUAUUUUGAUUUCACUAUACUCAUUUUUGAACAUGGAAAUACAUGGUGAAACCACCUAUGCAAAAAUGACAACAGUGAGAAAAUUAUGACAGUGAAAGAGAUCUGACCUAACUAACUAUCUAGCUUGCCUCCAAACUGCCCUUGGUCAUUCCUGAGUGUGGGCCAAGCUAACUUUGGGAGAAAUUUACUUUACAGGUUAAAUUAUAAUAGCCCUUCCAAAAACUAAACUAUUUUCCUGCCUCAGUCUCUCUAGUAGCUGGGAUUACAGGCACUCACCACCAUGCCCAGCUAAUUUUUGUAUUGUUAGUAGAGAUGGGGUUUUGCCAUAUUGGCCAGGCUGGUCUUGAACCCCUGGCCUCAGGUGAUCCAACUGCCUCAGCCUCCCAAAGUGCUGGAAUUACAGGCAUGAGCCACUGCACCCAGCCCAGUUCUGCACUUCUGAUGACCAGAUGGCCCCACCUGCACAAGCAACUCCUCUGUGGCUCCCACCCAAAAGUGGACUCAGUGCAAGAGGACCAUUGUCUGCACUCCUAUGAUUGCAUCCCCGACCAGUCAGCAUUUCCCAUUUCCCCAAGACCCCUGCCCACCAAACUAUACUUGAAAAACCCUAGCCUCUGAGUUUUCAGGGAGGCUGAUUUGAGCCGGCUUUAUGUGUAUUGAACUGUUUCUCUAUUGCAACCCCCCUGCCAUGAUAUGUUAGCUCUAUGUAGUCAGAGGGCAAGAUAAACACACUGGGAAGUUACAGUGGAACAUACUACAGAUGAGACCUGUUCAUGACAUCUCCAGGCUUGCUCUGGAAAUCUUUGGAUUUCCUGAGAAUAAAAAUAAGCCAUUUCAGAGACCCCCCAAAAGUCCGAAUUCUUCAAAUAUAACUGUGUCUUUAUAAUACCAUCAGCCUUAUCAUUUAUUUGUCAUAUAUGGAUUGUUUCCUAUAUCCACUAUCAUAAAAUUAUCAUUUGAAAUGCUUUUUUUUAAAUGAAAAAAAAAAAACACUUCUCACUGAAAAAACAAGAUUACAAGGGGGAAUAAUAUUUAUUAAGCUAAAAUAGUACUCCACAGGAAAUAUAGGAAAAGAAACAUUAGUUCAGUUUUAUUCCAAAUAAAUGUACUUCUAAUUACACUCUUGAAUUUGUUGGAUAAGAAGGUCUGAGGUGGGUCUGAAAUUCAUACGUGAAGUCAGGAAAAGAAACUUAGUUCUACCUUGAUUACAUAUGUUGCU